ACCUGCUCAAGCACAGGAACGGACGCCUAACCUGAACAAAGGACUCCGAGACGCCAGACACACCACACACUCUAUUCUGGACUGUAUUUUACUUCAGCAAAGACUGAAUCAUGUGUUCUGGAAAUUUCGCCAAAUGCCUGGGGAUAACCCUCCUCCCUCUGGCCAUCAUCUGUGUCAUCUGCAACAUUAUGCUGUUUUUCCCUGGCGGUACAGUAGCCGAAGAGAGUACCGACAUCACGGAUGAAGUCUUUUACUUUGGAGGCAUCCUGGGAUCUGGUGUGCUGAUGAUUUUCCCUGCGCUGGUUUUCCUGGGUUUGAAGAACAACGACUGCUGCGGCUGCUGUGGGAAUGAGAGCUGCGGAAAACGUUUUGCGAUGUUCAGCUCCAUUCUGUUCGCCGCGGCCGGAGCUGUGGGCGCCGCUUACUCCGUUAUCGUGUCUUGUGUGGCCAUUAACCACGGGCCCAAGUGCUUCACUAACCAAAUCAACGGCACUGUCGACGCGACUAACGCCACUUACCCAUUUGUCGACGGAAACUACCUGUCCAACAGAACGCUGUGGAGUGAAUGUGCAGGUCCGGGCGAUAUCGUCACGUGGCAUCUGACCCUGUUCUCAAUCCUGCUGAUCACUGGUCUGGUUCAGAUCGGUCUGUGUGCCUUCCAGGUGAUCAACGGGCUCAUCGGCACCAUCUGUGGAGACUGCUGUGGCUGCUGCGGGAGCUCCUAAACCAAUCAGAAUGGACAUGGCUCAAUAACUCUUCAGGACUAAUCACACAUCCAUAUCUGUACUUCUCAACAGUUUCUCACCUCAUGAUGUGUAUUUAUACUGUUCAGGUGGAUAUUGUUUGCUUCCGUGUUUGCUGUAUCCGCCUGAUGGCUGAUGGCUUAUGAGGGUGACAUACAGUAUAUAGUUAUAUAUAGAUUUACAUGAUAUAGGAUAUAUACUGUAUUGAUACAUAAUAUAAAGAAUACUGGAUAUUUAUUCAAACUGCAAGAGAAUGUUAUUUUCAUACAAGUAUUUAGUCUUUUUUUUUCAUGAUGGAUGAAGGGACCGUGCAAAUAUAUGGAAUAUUUGAUAAAAGAUAACAUUUUUUUCUUUUUAUCUCAGGAAAUUGGUUGAAAUGUAUUGCUAUAUUAGUAAAAUAAUAUUUGACACUUAAUAAACUCUUUAAAAAGC
Messenger RNA from Carassius auratus (goldfish), 1175 nucleotides. RefSeq names its product transmembrane 4 L six family member 4 (gene tm4sf4). Lineage: Eukaryota; Metazoa; Chordata; Actinopteri; Cypriniformes; Cyprinidae. Bases 111 to 725 code for a protein of 204 amino acids. The transcript has 5 exons. Gene Ontology annotation, cellular component: membrane. The record is from RefSeq and is a predicted model, not a curated record.